AUUUAUUAGAACAAUUAAAUUUACUUUAAUGCACUGUACCAAAUACUUUUCUUAAUAUCCUACGAUUCUUAUCAUCGGUGAUAUAAAUAAGAUAUUAUCAUUUAUGCAGAGAUUGGAGAUAGGUGUCUCAGGCUGCAGAUUUUUUUAGUAAACAAAUAUAAAUGUGAUAAAUGCUUCAUAUUGUGGAAAUUUCAUUAAAUGCUAUAUAAAAAGGAAUAUAAAAUGAAUCUAGAAAACUAGAGAAAGAUGAGAAAGAGACUGCAAGAGUCGAAAAUGUCAGCAGCAACGACCGACCAACAAGUCCAAAUUGUAUCUAAUUCUGACUUUAAAUUUGAAGAAAAUUUAAUAUCUAACAAAGACAUGUACCAAAGUGUGCUGACUACGGAAGAUAUUCAAGAAAUAGUUCAUCGUGUUUUAAAUCAAAAUGUCGAGGUAAUUAACUAUUUUCUUCGACCAUAUUCAGAUGGAAAAAUUGGCUUCCUCGGUUCGCAUCAAAAACUUUGCAUUACGAUAAAACAUAAGAAUCAGAAAAAGACUUUUUUCUUUUUUGCGAAAAUCAUACCAUACGACGUACCUGAUCAAGCAAAUUAUAUAAUAGGAAACGGUAUUUUCGAUAAGGAAGUAACAUUUUACAAAGAAAUAAUACCAAUACUAUACGAAAAUUAUCGAGAAGAACGUUGGAGUCCAAAUUGUUAUAAAGUGAAAGAAAAUUAUUUAAUAUUCGAAGACUUACAAAGGAAAGAGUACACAAUGCGGAGUAAACUUUUUGACGAGGAACUUGUCACCUCAGCUUUGACAACGAUUGCAAGAAUGCAUGCUGCAUCGUUAAUGGCAGAAUAUCGUCUAGGGAUGCCGUUUAACAAACUCUUUCCUAAAGCAUUCGAAGAAACAGGAUUUUUCAUGAUGGGACAAAGAAAAAAUUGGUUUGAUACAGGAGUCAAUGCAGGUAUUCAAAUCGCUAAAUAUCUUGGCCUCGAUUCGAGCUGGAUACCAAAAGUUGCACUAAAAGUCUUGGAAACUAUUAAAAGUUCUACAAAGAAAUCAAACGUUAUCAGUCAUGGUGAUCUUUGGGCUAACAAUUUGAUGUUUAACAAAGAAACGCCUCCAAAAUGUCUCUUAAUUGAUUUUCAAUUACUUAGAUAUUGUACUAUAGCGCACGAUAUUUCUCAAUUACUUUAUCUAUGUACAUCCCGUCGUUUUCGAGAAACACGCGAAGAAGAUAUGUUAAAACAUUAUUACAAAGUUCUUUGCGAUACUCUAAGGGCUAAUCAAUUUUCCGGACAAUACCCGUCUUGGUCUGAAUUACUUCAAGGAAUAGAAGAACAACGUUUAGGUUCUUUGAUAACUGCUAUGAUAUAUUUUCCAACUGUUUUAAUGGAUGAAACUCUCAGCGCACAAAUUCUGAAUGAUACCAAUUGUUAUACUGAAUUUGUUUUCCACGAUAGAACUGAUAUUGUUAUAAAUAAUAUGAAACAAGAUUUGGAAUAUGCUAAUAGAAUUACGGAAACGAUUGAAGAGUUAAUUGAAAUAGCUCAGCGUUUCGACGAAUUACCUGUACCAUGUUAAUUAAAUAAUAAA
Molecule: messenger RNA, 1578 nt
Organism: Polistes canadensis
Lineage: Eukaryota; Metazoa; Arthropoda; Insecta; Hymenoptera; Vespidae
Exons: 1
Coding region: 247-1566 (439 amino acids)
Source: RefSeq, a predicted model, not a curated record